CACACACACACACACACACUCACCCUGGGCAGGAAUGUGGAAACGGGUCCAGUCAGUCAGCGCUGCACGUUGCCGCACCGCACAGGAGUGAAUAAUUGAUCUUCGCUUCGGUUAAACACACUGAUGAGUAGGAAGUGAUUUGUGAGCGGAAUCUGCGGUCACUUUUUUUUGCAUUCGCGUUACUAGAGUCGAGCACAUUUCUUUUAUCUUUUCCUCGACUGCAGAAAAAGUUUGCUUUGAGACUCAACACAGCUGGAGUCAGCGGAUGGGAAUAACCUCACAGCGCACACCGAGCCCACCUUAUCCCGGAGGUCUCCCAGCAUGGACCCCGAGUCACUGAGAAGGUGAAGACUGCUGGUGUUAAAUGCUCACUGCAAGACUUCCCACAACACAGCGACUGCUCAUAAAACUGCUGUUAGUUUGGUGACUGUGCAAGCCGUUCCCAGACUGUUUACCAUGGCGUCUAGUCUGACAUGUACGGGUGUUAUCUGGGCCCUGCUGUCCCUGCUGUGUGCUGCUGCCUCCUGCGUUGGCUUCUUCAUGCCAUACUGGCUGCUGGGGACACAGAUGGAUAAACCCGUCUCCUUUGGCACCUUUCGGCGCUGCUCCUACCCGGUGAGGGACGAGGAGAGGCAGGCCACAGUGAUGCUGGAGCAGUGUGGGCGCUACGCUUCCUUCCACGGCAUCCCGAGUCUAGAGUGGAGGAUCUGCACGGUGGUGACGGGCGUGGGAUGCGGCCUCCUCCUGCUGGUGGCGCUCACAGCUCUCAUGGGCUGCUGCAUCUCUGACCUCAUCUCACGUACGAUUGGUCGUGUAGCCGGUGGCAUCCAGUUUGUUGGAGGUCUGCUCAUAGGAUCUGGCUGUGCACUCUAUCCACUGGGAUGGGACAGCGAGGAAGUACAACAGACCUGCAACAACAGCUCAGACCAGUUUCAACUAGGUUCCUGCCAGAUCGGCUGGGCGUAUUACUGCACGGGGGCGGGGGCGGCGGCCGCCAUGCUGCUGUGCACCUGGCUGUCCUGUUUCGCCGGGAAGAAGCAGAAGCAGUACCCGUACUGAAGAGUGCGUCCGGGAGACGUGGACGGGCGUGUGGUGCGAUGAAAGGGAGAGGACUCUGACUCUGUGGACUCACACCAGUACAGCACACCAGGCACCAAAGACACCAAGUCAUUAUGGUGCUCUGCACAUCAUGGGACACUUCUACUCAUCCGACAACUGCAGGGACUGAUUAGUUAUGCAGCACACACCCACACACACAUGGCUUUGAAAACUGGUUAUUCUCAUAAAGGUUGCUCUUAAAUGAAUAAUGUAUGGACCAAUACUAUUUGUAAAAGUGUUACAUAGCUAUUUCCUUAACAAAAAGAGUAUUCUCUUUUUUUGUCUUUUUUGUCUGUGAUAGUGUGCCCCGUGAUGAAGAAAAAAGUAUAUUGCUUCCUUGUUUGUGAAGUGUUUGUGUCUUCAUGUUUCAUUCUUGCCUUAAAACACAAAUGCAAUAAUCCCUAUAAAGUAAAGCAACCCAACAGCCAGCUGUCGGCUUCCUCAGCUCAGCUCAGCUUUUUCAGAUUCCAAAAACCUAAGCAUAGUUUAUUUAACACAUUCAUAAGAGGUACAUUGUUUAUGAUGAUGUAUUUUAUCAUAUAAGCACAUGUUUUGUAUUCACUCUUCAAAUUAUUCUUUGUCUGUGUUUUCGUUUUGUAAAUAAAUGUUUAUUGAAAUUCUGGAUUUAGGUGUUAUUUCAGUCACAGAAUUCGCCCCGAGGUAAAGUGAACAGGCCUGCACUCACAUUCCUAAAAAGCUUUUCCCAUGACCUCUUGAUCCUGGUCGUGUUGGCUACAUGUGGGAGUCCUUUUUUGACCCAAUCAAUAAAGAGGGUAAGGAAAGGCAGUGCAGGCAGUGCUGUGAAUGUAACUUUUCCCUGUUAUUGAUGAGGUAAAUCCCAUGACCUCUGGUCAGAUUAUUUUCCAUUUGAUCAGGUCGCUCACCCUUAAAGUAUCCGAGCCUUCCAGACAAAGCCUGAGAUGCAAUGACACCCUGGGACACGGAGAAGCUUAAAGUAAAUGUGUAUCUUUUUGGUUCUCAGCUUGCCUUCAUAGUGUGAAUAACAAUAAUGGUAACCUUUUCAUCGCAAUUACCGCGGUUCUGUGUGUAUCUUCGGAGGUGUGAGCGGUGCCUAGCUUUUCAGUUACUAUUUUUAGUCAUUUGUUCCUCUCCGUUUUCACUACUUUGAUUAACAAACAACACUUCAGAGAUUCAUGCAAGCAAAGUCAGCUCAUUUACGAUGCAGCUGUUCUCAGUGUAUUUGGCCCUCAUUAGCAUGCCCAUUUUCUCACAAUCCCCCCCUCCAUCCUCACUUGAGAAAUCUCUCUCUCAGUGCUCACUCUGUUUAAUAUGUUAGCAUGGCUCCACUGCGUUCUGCUCUCUCUGAUGUGUGAUGCUGAUUGAUAUCACCAGCGAUUGUUACAGAGUACCAACCAGAUGCCUCAUCAGCAGAGGCUGACACAUUGAGGUCGAGUCGGAGCGUUCCUCAGACUGACAGGGUGUACCUCGCAGUCUCAGGUCUUGUUACUUGUAGGUGGCUGAUUGUCUUCCUUAAGCACGUGGUAACCGGGAAGUACAGCUGCUCUCAUCAGCCGCUGAGUGAAAGCAAUGUUACAGCUGUUAUAACUGAUAUAGACGGUUUUCUAAAUGCUGGGAGGACCACACUCUUAUUUACAUUAACCUCAAAAGUAUUAGGACAGAGGCA
This is a messenger RNA of Scatophagus argus, 2743 nucleotides long. Its product is annotated as LHFPL tetraspan subfamily member 6 protein. Bases 457 to 1059 code for a protein of 200 amino acids. The transcript is spliced from 4 exons. Lineage: Eukaryota; Metazoa; Chordata; Actinopteri; Scatophagidae. Gene Ontology annotation, cellular component: membrane. The record is from RefSeq and is a predicted model, not a curated record.